AUGUUUACACUUUAUAUUUUGUGGACUGCUCCAAUCAUUUUCCUUUUUCUGUACAUUUUCUUCAAUUAUUAUGUUAAAGGCGAGAAGAGUGUGUGUAUUGUAGUUCUAGGGGACAUAGGUAGAAGUCCACGGAUGCAGUACCAUGCUGUCUCUUUUGCAGAAGAAGAUUUUAAUGUUGAUUUGGUUGGCUUUGGAGGUUCAAAGACAAUUCAACAGAUCAGAGAAAAUGAUCAGAUAAAUUUACACUAUUUGUGUGAACCACCUGGUUUUAUCAAACGCCUUCCCAGAUUACUAGGUUAUGUUGCUAAAGUUAUCUACCAAUCUAUUAACCUAGCUUGGAAAUUGUUACUUUUACCAAAGGCUGGUUUUAUCUUUCUUCAGAAUCCUCCUUCUAUACCUACUCUAGCUGUUUGUUGGAUUGUUUGUUUAAUUAGAUGUAGUAAAUUGAUGGUAGAUUGGCAUAAUUAUGGUUGGACAAUACUUGGUCUUAAUUUAGGAAAUGGACAUUUACUAGUUCGAUUCUCAAAAUGGUUUGAAAAGUUUUUUGGAAAGUUUGCCAAGAUAAAUUUCUGCGUAACAAAGGCAAUGAAAGAAGAUUUGAAAACAAACUGGAAUAUAAAUGCUGAAACUCUCUAUGACAGACCACCACCAAGAUUCCAGAAAGCCUCUCUAUCAGCUAGACAUGAUUUAUUUCUAAAGUUAUCUAAUGAAUAUUCGCAGUUUAAACCCAGAGAGAGAUUGGUAUCUAAAGAUGAACAGACUAUAUUUACUAUAAAACUAUCAACUGGAAUAUUAAGUUAUCAAGAUAAUCGUCCUGCUUUAGUUAUUAGUAGUACUAGCUGGACAGAAGAUGAAGAUUUCGGUAUUUUAUUAACAGCUCUACAAGAUUAUGAGAAAUAUUUUGAAGCUAAAGAUUGUACUUUACCAAAUGUUCUCUGUGUUAUAACUGGUAAAGGUCCAUUUAAAGAGUUUUAUAAAGAAAAAAUUGAAGCUAUAGAAUGGAACCAUGUGAGUUUCUGUUUACCCUGGUUAGAACCUGAAGAUUAUCCUUUAUUAUUAGGUUCAGCUGAUCUUGGUGUUUGUUUACAUAAAUCAUCCAGUGGUUUAGAUUUACCAAUGAAAGUUGUAGAUAUGUUUGGUUGUGGUUUACCAGUUUGUGCUGUAGAUUUUCAAUGUUUAUCAGAACUGGUUCAGCAUAAUAAAAAUGGAUUAAUAUUUAAAGAUAGUCAGAAUCUCAGUAGUCAAUUAAAGGAAUUAUUGAAUGGAUUUCCAGCCGACCAAUCAAAACUUACAGCAAUGCGUAGGAAUAUUAAAGCAUUUCAAAGUGUGAGGUGGAAUGAUCAAUGGAAAAAAAUAGUUCUUCCUUUGAUGAUUAAAGACAAUACAAAACCUAAAACUGACUGA
Molecule: messenger RNA, 1404 nt
Organism: Lottia gigantea (owl limpet)
Lineage: Eukaryota; Metazoa; Mollusca; Gastropoda; Lottiidae
Exons: 13
Coding region: 1-1404 (467 amino acids)
Cellular component (GO): endoplasmic reticulum
Molecular function (GO): mannosyltransferase activity
Source: RefSeq, a predicted model, not a curated record